UCUAUUAUCUAUGGCGCUGAGUUGUCAAAAGAGUUGAACGUAAAAGUCAAUAUUAAGUACAAAAACAAAAUUAAUAAAUAUUGCUACAAUCGUGCAUCUGAAAUUAUAUCAUUUAACCAAAAGAUAUAAUAAGCACUAACCGCAAGCAAGUGAAGAUCCUACCAAAAGUAUCUUGAGUCUCAAACACAUUAUACAUACAUUAGUAAAGAUGAAAGUUAAAAACGCAAAUGGCUUUAACGUAAGCAGUGCUAAUGAAAGUUUUAAUAAUCGUCAGAAAAAUAUCUUCAGUCAAUUGGAUUUGAUAGAAAAGGAGUCAAAGAACUUAUUACAAAAUGCUAUUGAACUAAUGGAUACUAAUGAUAAAAUUGAUCAAAACCUUGUUAAUGAAGAUUUUAAUUACAUUGCUAAGCCUAGACAUUUUAGAGGAAAGGAAAGUAUAUUUAAAAAGCCGCACAGUCCAUUCAAUCAAAGACUUCAGUUUUCAAAAAUCCCAGACUUCAAAAAAAAUCCACAUAAAUGGACAAAAUACACUUUGAGCGAUAUUACUGCUGAGGAUAUGUCUGAAAAAAGCAAUACUUCUGCUGCCAUGUCAUUUUUAGAAGAUAUGGAGAACAGAAAACAAGUUGAAGUUAACGAGGAAAAAUUAUCUGGGGAAAGAAUUAAAUUUAAUAAAUCAAAAUCUCACAAGACCGAUGCUGACACAAAAGAAAGUAAGACAAUAUUUGUAAGUUCCAAGUUAAUUAUGCCAGAAUAUGUAGUGGGGAAAUCGCCAAAACCUACAAGAGGAAAAAAAACAAAACCUGAACAAAGUGGAAAAGAAGUAAAAUUAAGUCAUUUAAAUUUUGAGGAUGAAGUGUUAUAAAUAUGACAGCUUCUGCAGUUUCAGUUUAAAUUAGCUAUAGAUGGCAUUGUACAUAACCAACUCACUAUAAUGAAAUAAAUAAAGUAAUAUAAUAAGACUAAAUAAAUAUAAAUGUACAUACAACAGAAACUUUGAAAUAAGAAAAGUGUAAAAGCAUAUUUUUUCCUGAAACUAUCAUAAUCAUUGUCAACAGAGAAUAUUACUUGUCAAUAUACGUACAAUUUAUUUAA
This is a messenger RNA of Agrilus planipennis (emerald ash borer), 1092 nucleotides long. RefSeq names its product protein TSSC4. Lineage: Eukaryota; Metazoa; Arthropoda; Insecta; Coleoptera; Buprestidae. The record is from RefSeq and is a predicted model, not a curated record. The transcript has a single exon. The coding region runs from base 209 to 862 and encodes 217 amino acids.